AUGACAAGAAUUUUGACAGCUUGCAAAGUGGUGAAGACUUUGAAAGGCAGAUUGGAGUUUUGCAAUGUGUCUGCUGAUCACUGGAGUUUCGCAAGGACUGGUACCAGGUUGUUGAGCAUCAAGGUGCAGACAGCGAACUUGGUGCUGGAAGAUGGGACGAAGAUGAAGGGCUAUUCUUUUGGCUAUCCAUCCUCCACAGCAGGGGAAGUCGUAUUCAACACUGGUCUUUCUGGAUACACCGAAGCCUUGACAGAUCCCAGCUACAAAGGACAGAUUCUUACACUGGCUAACCCCAUAGUUGGGAACAGUGGAGUGCCUGACACGGCUGCUUUGGAUGAAAUGGGCCUCAGGAGGUUUCUGGAGUCUGACGGGAUCAAGGUUUCAGGUUUGCUGGUGCUAGAUUACAGCAAUGAGUACAGCCACUGGCAGGCUGCUAGGAGCCUGGGAGAGUGGUUGCAGGAAGAACAGGUGCCUGCACUGUAUGGGAUUGAUACCAGAAUGCUGUCCAAAUUAAUUCGUGACAAGGGUACGGUACUUGGGAAGAUUGAAUUUGAAGGUCAACCCAUGGAGUUUGCAGACCCAAAUAAGCAAAACUUAAUUGCAGAAGUUUCAACAAAGGAAGUCAAGGUUUAUGGCAGAGGGAAUCCAAUUAAAGUUGUAGCUGUCGACUGUGGGUUGAAGCACAACGUUAUCCGUCUGCUGGUAAAGCGAGGUGCAGAAGUGCAUUUGGUUCCAUGGGACCAUGAUUUCACCAGCAUGGAAUAUGAUGGGCUCAUAAUCUCCGGAGGUCCAGGGGAUCCCAUGAAGGCCCAGGAGGUGAUUCAGAAUGUCAGAAAGGUCCUGGAGAGCAAUCGCCCAGAGCCCUUGUUUGGAAUUAGCAUGGGGAAUCUAAUCACUGGAAUAGCAGCCGGAGCUACUUCCUACAAGAUGCAGAUGGCCAACAGAGGACAGAACCAGCCUGUCCUGAAUGCAGUGAAUGGACAGGCUGUCAUCACUGCUCAGAACCACAGUUAUGCCAUCAACAGCUCUACCCUCCCACCUGGCUGGCAACCUCUCUUUGUGAAUGCGAAUGAUCAAACGAAUGAGGGAAUUAUGCAUGAGACCAGACCGAUUUUCACAGCACAGUUCUACCCAGAUGCAAAUCCUGGGCCAAGAGACACAGAGUUCCUGUUUGAUUCAUUUAUUUCUCUGGUUAAGAGAGGGAAAGGCACUACCAUUUCCUCGGUCCUGCCCAAGGCUGGAGUGACAGCUUCCAGAGUGGAGGUCUCCAAAGUUCUCAUUCUAGGAUCCGGGGGUCUGUCGAUCGGUCAGGCAGGGGAAUUUGAUUACUCUGGAUCCCAGGCUGUGAAAGCCAUGAAGGAAGAAAACGUGAAAAUUGUCCUCAUGAAUCCCAAUAUUGCUUCAGUGCAGACCAAUGAGACUGGCUUAAAGCAGGCUGAUGCUGUCUACUUCCUCCCCAUCACUCCACAGUUUGUCACAGAGGUCAUCAAGGCGGAGUGUCCUGAUGGAUUAAUUCUGGGCAUGGGUGGCCAGACUGCUCUCAACUGUGGAGUGGAACUCUUCAAGCAAGGAGUCCUGCAGGAGUAUGGUGUGAAGGUCCUAGGUACAUCAGUUGAAUCCAUCAUGGCUACAGAGGAUAGAAAGCUUUUUUGCGAUAAACUGGCUGAGCUAAAUGAAAAGAUUGCUCCUAGCUUUGCAGUGGAAUCGAUUGAAGAUGCUCUGAAGGCAGCUGAAAAGAUUAGCUACCCAGUCAUGAUACGUUCUGCUUAUGCCCUUGGUGGUCUGGGGUCAGGCAUAUGUCCUGAUAAGGAAAGUUUGCUGGACCUUGGUAUGAAGGCAUUUGCGAUGACUAACCAAAUUCUGGUGGAAAAGUCAGUUGUUGGCUGGAAGGAGAUAGAGUAUGAAGUUGUGAGAGAUGCUGCUGAUAACUGUAUUGCUGUCUGCAAUAUGGAAAACAUUGAUGCUAUGGGAGUCCACACAGGGGAUUCUGUUGUAGUGGCUCCAAGCCAGACACUCACUAAUGAGGAAUUUCAGAUGCUGAGGGAUCGUGCCAUCAAAGUUGUCCGACAUUUGGGCAUUGUGGGAGAGUGUAAUAUCCAGUUUGCUCUGCAUCCAACUUCCCUGGAGUACUACAUCAUUGAAGUUAAUGCCAGACUCUCAAGAAGUUCAGCUUUGGCCUCCAAGGCAACAGGGUACCCAUUAGCAUUCAUUGCUGCCAAAAUUGCCUUGGGGAUCCCCUUGCCAGAAAUCAAGAACGUGGUGACAGGAAAAACCUCUGCCUGCUUUGAGCCCAGCCUGGAUUAUGUUGUUACAAAGAUACCCCGCUGGGAUUUGGAUCGUUUUCAGCAUAUGUCCAACCGGAUUGGAAGCUCCAUGAAGAGCGUGGGAGAGGUCAUGGCUAUUGGACGCACUUUUGAAGAGAGCUUCCAAAAGGCCCUGAGAAUGUGCCACCCAUCUGUAGAUGGCUUCACUUCACGUCUGCCCAUGAAUAAAGCCUGGCCAGCCAUCUUAGAUCUCCAGAAGGAACUCUCUGAGCCGUCCAGCACUCGGAUAUAUGCAAUAGCCAAGGCCUUGGAUAAUGAAGUCCCUGUGGAUGUCAUUCACAAACUCACAGCCAUUGACAAAUGGUUCCUGUAUAAGAUGUGCAACAUUGUGAACAUGGAGAAGAUCCUGAAGGAAGUGAACAGUGAAACAGUUCCAGAAGAGACACUGAGGAGAGCCAAACAGAUUGGGUUCUCAGACAAACAGAUUGGGAAAUGCCUGAGGCUGACUGAAGUCCAGUGCCGUCAGCUGAGACUGAGGAAGAAUAUAGUGCCCUGGGUGAAACAGAUCGACACACUGGCAGCAGAAUACCCAGCAGUAACUAAUUACCUCUACAUCACAUACAACGGGCAGGAACACGAUGUAAAAUUUGAUGACUGUGGAGUGAUGGUGUUGGGCUGUGGACCGUAUCACAUAGGCAGCAGCGUGGAGUUUGAUUGGUGUGCUGUCUCGAGCAUCCGCACGCUGCGUCAACUUGGCAACAAGACUGUCGUAGUGAAUUGCAACCCGGAGACGGUGAGCACAGAUUUUGAUGAGUGUGACAGACUGUACUUUGAGGAGCUGUCAUUGGAAAGGAUCCUGGACGUCUACCAAUAUGAGGGGUGCAGUGGUUGCAUUAUUUCUGUAGGUGGGCAGAUUCCCAAUAACUUGGCAGUGCCACUACACCAGAGUGGAGUGAAGAUCCUUGGCACAAAUCCUUUGCAGAUUGACCGGGCAGAAGAUCGCUCCAUAUUCUCAGCUGUUCUGGAUGAGCUGCAUGUGGCCCAGGCUCCCUGGAAGGCAGUCAGCACGCUGAGAGAUGCAGUUGAAUUUGCAAGCUCUGUGAGUUACCCAUGUUUGCUGAGGCCUUCCUAUGUUCUGAGUGGGUCUGCAAUGAAUGUAGUAUUCACUGAAGAGGAAAUGAAGAAGUUCUUAGCAGAAGCCACCAGAGUCUCUCAGGAUCACCCUGUGGUACUCACUAAAUUUAUUGAAGAUGCCCGUGAGGUGGAAAUGGAUGCUGUAGCCAACGCAGGAAGAGUUAUCUCACAUGCUAUUUCAGAGCAUGUGGAGGAUGCAGGCGUUCACUCUGGAGAUGCCACCCUCAUGUUACCCACACAGACUAUUAGCCAGGGAGCCUUGGAGAAGGUAAAAGCUGCUACAAAAAAGAUUGCAAAUGCCUUUGCCAUCUCUGGUCCAUUCAAUAUUCAGUUUUUGGUGCGAGGCAACGAUGUUCUGGUGAUAGAGUGCAACUUGCGGGCUUCACGCUCCUUCCCUUUUGUAUCGAAGACUCUGGGUGUGGACUUCAUCGAUGUGGCCACAAAAGUGAUGACUGGAAAAGACGUUAAUGAGUCAUCCCUCCCCACACUGGAGCAUCCCAUUAUUCCCUCCAAAUACGUUGGGAUUAAGGCCCCAAUGUUCUCCUGGUCCCGGCUGAGAGAUGCUGACCCUGUUCUCCGAUGUGAAAUGGCCUCUACUGGGGAGGUCGCAUGCUUCGGGGAGGAUGUGUACUCUGCCUUCCAGAAAGCUAUGCUUGCCACAGGGUUUACGUUUCCUAAGGAAGGAAUUUUGAUUGGAAUCCAGAAGUCAUUCCGCCCCAGAUUCCUCAGUGUAGCAGAACUACUGCAUGAGGAAGGUUUCAAGCUUUAUGCCACAGAAGCAACCUCGGGCUGGCUCAAUGCUAACGGUAUCCCAGCAAAUCCUGUGGCAUGGCCAUCGCAGGAAAGCCAGAGUCCGAGCCUCCCUCCGGUCAGGAGGCUGGUAAGGGAUGGGAAAAUAGAUCUGGUGAUUAACCUGCCUAACAGCAACACCAAGUUUGUCCAUGGUAAUUAUGUGAUCCGGAGGAUGGCUAUUGACAGCGGGAUUGCUCUGCUCACUAAUUUCCAGGUAACAAAGCUUUUUGCUGAAGCUGUCAAAUACUCUGGGAAAUUGGACUCCAGGAGUCUCUUCCACUACAGACAGUUUGACAAUGGAAACACUGCAUAGAAGAACUAUCUCCAACCUGCAAUCUUACUGCUUCUGGGACCACAAAAGAGAGGGGAUCUCAGAUCAUCCACCUAACCAUCUUUCCUUCUAUUUUAUAGCAUCUGCACUGAUUGUUUUUUCCAACUCGCACAAGUUCAUUCCUAGCCAAUACUGUUGAUGUCUCAUUGGAAAGCUGUCCUCUCCCCAGCUUCUCCACCAUUUUCUCCCCAUUUCCACAUAGGAUCAAAUAUUAGUUAUUUACUAGAUGGGCAGAUCCAGACACCGCCAUAGCAGAGGAAAUGAAAGGAGAUACAACUGAUCCUACAUGGGGGUUGGUUGUUCCUACUUUUCAUAACCAAGCUGCUCCUCCUUAGAAAUGCCUUCCUUGGGUCCAUAAUCCUAGCUAUUCUCAUACUGGACUACUAGAGCCUGGCCCCAAACUCCCAUAGAAAGACACGUAGCUUUCUCUUUCCAUGGCUGAUUAUUGAGGAUUUUACAACUUUGUGUAACAAUUAAACAUCCUCCUGCUUGAUACACCCAGUGAUACCAUGGAUGCCUGCCACGGUGAUGAGUGUGAUAGGAGCUCUUUAAAGACAGAGGAACAUGAAUUCCCCACGAUUCCCAUAACAGCUGACAGGCAUGAUGCAGCUACUUUUUGUUUGGUUUUUAACCCUGGCCAAGAAUCAUCUUCUUCAGCCUGUAGAUUUGAUGGGAGAGAAAGGCUGUAUGUGUGUGUCCUGGAAUUGCUUCCAAGUUCUGCUCAGUCCUUCAGGCUAUUAUUAUGAUUAUUUUUUAAAUUCUAGUUCAACAGUCUGAAUUCAGGUGGCUGUCCCUGUAUUGUAAAGGCUCUCUCUCAGCUUUGUGUCUGGCUUCAAAAGUGGAGAACUCCCCAAAGACUUCUGUGUGUUGCUGUCCAACAUUUUGUGCCGUGAUUGUGGGCAUUAAAAUUGAAUCCUUUCAAAACGAGGUGAAAGUGUUGCAGUGCUUUCCCCCUCCCAAUUAAGUGACCCCUUCACUUUCGCUCCAGGCUUCUCUGCUGCUCUUUCAGCUCUGGUAAAUGCUGUCCAUGGAGCAGACACCCACUGUGCCACAUGGUGCAUGUUAUCACUUGUUGUCUGCAUGGCAGAAGACUUCAGCAGCUCUAUGGCCAAUGGCACUGCAUCCUGCAGCAUAUAUAGUGCCUGCUUCUAAAUGUUUACCAGCUAAGGAAUGUAUGUGUCUGUCUUUCCCCCCUCCACCCCCCCCAUGUUGCAGUAUGUACACAGCACACCCUGUGCUGGAGUCAGGAAGAUUCAAAGUUGGACAACUUCUCUGAUACUUGCUAGAGUAAGCUGAAGUGGAGCAUUCUCCUCCAGCCACACUGUCUGCCUGAGAUGCCAGACCCAGGGCACUGCUAGCUUGUAGUAGUUACCUACCUCUUAUGUAUCCCCCAAUACCUGCAGGGCCUGCCAAGAAAUACUACUGCCAGCUAGUGCUAGAUAUCUGGUAGUGGAGCUGGGUACCACCCAGUGGUGCUUUUACUGAAACUAUCAACACUGAAAGUAGUGCACUUUGGGCUGUGUUGAGGAGAUGAGCAAACCUAGGCUGCUUCUUGCAUGUGCUCUCAAGUUCCCUUGGGUCCCAAGAAGCUUUGAGUGUGGAGAGAGAAUAAGGGCAGAUAGAUAGUCUGGGGGUUUUUAAAUUAAUGCUAAAACAUUUCAGGAAGGAUAUAAAAUCUGAUAAGAGCUUUUACUGAAAAGUGCAAAGGAGUGGGCAGAGGCUGUGAUGCCUUUGGGUACCAUGGGACUCUGAACAAUUAGUGCUAAGUGCCAAGACCAAAUUUUGAACCAGGUGUGGACUUUAUUUCUGAUCUGGUUGACAUCCCAAGUGCUCUUGCCAUAGGCAUUUCUUCAGUACUAACUUUUGUGAUGAACACAAACCUGCCUGCUGUGCAUAGGGAGAGCUUUGCACUUUUAGAGUAAAGAUGUUAUUAAAAAAAAAAGAAAGAAAGAAAAAAAAAAAAACCCCAAUCAAAACUCCAGAAGAGCCCAAAGCCAUCAAGUGUUCACCCAUUCAGUUGUGAAAUGGAUGACAAAUGGUGGUUAAUGAAGCAGCACUCUAAAUGCAUCCUGCACAUUUCAGUGGCAAAAAUCCCAUUAACAACUAGUGUCAUCUCGCAUCCUCCCACCCUGCUUUUACCUCUAGUAGUGAACAAAGCGACAUCUUAAAACAUCUGUAUUCUCUUGUUCUUCCUCUUCUAUUUUGUCACUUAUCUCAUGAGCUGAAAAUGAAAUAAAUGCCCCGGAUUGUGACAGCUA
Molecule: messenger RNA, 6779 nt
Organism: Aptenodytes forsteri (emperor penguin)
Lineage: Eukaryota; Metazoa; Chordata; Aves; Sphenisciformes; Spheniscidae
Gene: CPS1
Product: carbamoyl-phosphate synthase 1
Exons: 38
Coding region: 1-4503 (1500 amino acids)
Biological process (GO): L-arginine biosynthetic process; L-glutamine metabolic process; 'de novo' pyrimidine nucleobase biosynthetic process
Cellular component (GO): cytoplasm; carbamoyl-phosphate synthase complex
Molecular function (GO): carbamoyl-phosphate synthase (glutamine-hydrolyzing) activity; ATP binding; metal ion binding
Source: RefSeq, a predicted model, not a curated record